AUGUCUGGCCUAAGGUUAUUUUAUGCAUGCAUUUUCAUAGUGCUCUCUACAUUUGUUCAUACCGCAAAAUCAUUCCAAGAUAAUGAUGAUAUUUGGGGAUUUUCCUUUGUUAACAAAGAUGGAAAAGUAGAAGAGGAUUCUAAUCAAAAUGUGCAUCACGCUGGUAAUGCUACCAAUACAGAACAUGGACAACAAAAUGCAGUAAAUAUUUCUGAACAUCAUCCAAAUAAUACUGAAGAAUUAAAAAGCCAUGAAGAACAUGGUGAAGGUCAAUCUGAACAGGUUUCUCAACAAAUAAAUAACGAAAACGAGGGUAACAAUAACAAUAAUAAUAAUACUGACAAUAUUCCAGAACAUAAUCCUUCGAACCAAACCAAUAAUUCAGAUGUUCAAGAAUCAAAUCAUAAUGAUAUGACCCAUCAAAAUGUUACAACUGAAAAUGUAAACAAUACUGAGAAUGUACAACCUGAACAUGUAAAUAAUACCGAACAUGUACAACCUGAACAUGUAAAUAAUACCGAACAUGUACAACAUGAAAAUAUAAACAAUACUGAACAUGUACAACCUGAACAUGUAAAUAAUACCGAACAUGUACAACCUGAACAUGUAAAUAAUACCGAACAUGUACAACCUGAACAUGUAAAUAAUACCGAACAUGUACAACAUGAAAAUAUAAACAAUACUGAACAUGUACAACCUGAACAUGUAAAUAAUACCGAACAUGUACAACCUGAAUAUGUAAAUAAUACCGAACAUGUACAACCUGAAUAUGUAAAUAAUACUGAACAUGUACAACCUGAAAAUGUAAACAAUACUGAACAUAUACAACAUGAAAAUGGGCAUAGUGGUGAAGAAGAGGGUGAGCACAGUGCAGAAGGGGACCAAAUCAACAUAAACAAUAAUAAUAAGGAUUACAGUGAUGUAUAUUCACACAGCAGUUCUAGUUCAGAUAGCAAUCAAUUUAGCGAUACGACAAGCUCAAGUUCAGAUAUCAAUCAAUUUAGCGAUACGACAAGUUCAAGUUCAGAUAGAAGUCAAUUUAGCGAUACGACAAGUUCAUCUAGUUCAGGAUAUUCGAAUUUAAGAAAACCUGUUUUUGGAAAUGGUUCUAGACCCGUUUUUGGAAAUCCAUCUGCACCCGUUUUUGGAAAUCCAUCUGCACCUGUUUUUGGAAAUCCAUCUGCACCCGUUUUUGGAAAUAAUUAUGGAGGUCAUAAAGGAUCGUCUAGUACAAAUUUUUCAUUUAAAGACGCUCCACAAGGUUUCUCAAAUAUGUUAUAUAAUUAUGGGCAAAAUCUUAAAAAUCAUAUAAAUGAAAAUCAUAGUGAUAUUAUGGAUAAAGGAAUGAAUAGCAUUACCGAUCCUCAUAAUUAUAACUUAUUAAAAAACAAAUAUGUAUAUUUAUCAUUAGCAGAAAGAGCAAUAUUCGAAAUUAUGGAUGUUUCUAAAAAAGGAUUGAGUGAAAUUAGUAGUAUGCGAAAUCGUGAAAAUAUUUCUAAAAUAUAUCAUAGUGCUUUAAAAAGAUUAAAAAUGAAUGUCCAUUCUCUUGGUCCAAGAUUAGAGUUGAUUUCACUUGAAACAUGUGAUAAAAUAUUAUCAGAAAUGUUUAAAAUAUUAACUGAAUUGUCUUAUGAUAAUUAUUCACAAUUUUAUGAAUCUAUGAAUAUUAAUAAAUCAGCAUUAAGUGAAUCAUUUAAAGAAAUAAAAAUCAAAAUAUUAAAAAAAAUAGGUGUUUCAUAUGCAAAAUUCCCACCAAUUAUUAAAGAGACAAACGGAAAUCAAUGUCCAGUUAGUGAUUUGAUUAUAAGUAUAACACCCAGAGAAUUAUCGCAACGACUUGCUAUUAUGUUUAGCGGUUGGUUAUCUGCUGAUGAAUACGGUUCUAUAGAUGAUUUUGAAAAUAAUGUCGAACUAAAUGUUUUAUGCUCAGGUGCAUCCAUAUUAAUGCAACAAUGGAAAUAUUAUCAAAAUGCUUUAGGGUUUGAAGAUAAUAAUGAUCAUGCAUUUUUAGGUUUAAUCGAUGAAUUAUUAACAAUAGACAAAAAAUAUAGUAAAAAUGAAGAACAUAGUAAAUCUUUAGAAAAAAUGAAAAAAUCAAAAGUAUUUAAUUAUUGUACUAAACUUAUGAGAACAAGUGGAAACAUUUCAACAAUACCAUUUAAUCAUGAAAACAAUAAAACUCCAAGUUCAUCCAUUGUUGGUUCAUUAGGAAAUUUAGUUAAGGCACAUAUGAGUGGAUAUUAUGCAGCUACUGCUCAAAGAAUUAACUCUUAUUUCAAUUAUUCUGACAAUAAAGAUAAAAAGAAAACACUAUCUAAAGUCAUAUCAGUUUGUACUCUCUUAAAUUUAACAGAUAUUUUAUUUAAUUGCACAGAUCCACAAUCAACUAAUGCCGCAAAUUUGAACCUUUUGAAACUAAAUGUAUUAAAUACUAAAGGAAAAGAAAUUCUAUAUCGUCUUUAUAAUCUAAGUUACUUAUUAGAGAGCGAAAACGAAGCAAUUAAAGAAGUGUGUAAUCCUAAAAAUGCCGCAGUUGAUAAAUCAUUGCAAAAAUUGUUAGAAUUAGUUUCGUCAAGCUCACACAACGUAUUAACACAUGAAAUAGAAAAGAGGGCUCUUGGUACUGAUUAUAUUAACGAGGAAAUAAAAAAUAUAAAUGAUUUUGAUCAUAAUGAAAAAGACAAAGGAGAAGAUGAUGUUGAGAAAGCCAUUUUUGAUGAUUUAUGA
Molecule: messenger RNA, 2727 nt
Organism: Plasmodium yoelii
Lineage: Eukaryota; Apicomplexa; Aconoidasida; Haemosporida; Plasmodiidae
Exons: 3
Coding region: 1-2727 (908 amino acids)
Source: RefSeq, a predicted model, not a curated record